UUAUUUAUUAAAAAAAAGAGUCGAAGCAGAGAUGGUAGCUUCACACUAUGCGCGGUCAGCUCAUUGGUGCUCUUUUCACCCCGUCGGAACACAUCUCUCCUUCCCCAAUAUUGCCUCAACGGGCCUGGAAAGAUUUCAUCAGAGCCCGCCUCUGAAAUUUUCUCCAAGAUUACUCAACAAUUACUAUUUCUUGUACGUUGUUGAUUUACUGAACCUAGUGCUUUCGCUUUUACGCGUUUAGGUUCAUAAAUGCAUAUUGAUACACUUGUGUGUUUGGACUAAAGGCUUGAGACCCACUUCGAUUUCAAGAGGUUCUUUGACUGUAAAAUCUUCAAAGUUCCAAUCUUUUUUAAAGCUUAGUAGAAGAUAUUUGGAGAUUCACUUCUUUCCAGAAUGCUCAGGUUAUAUAUCCUGAAGGACUUUUGCUUACUGGUGUUGAUGUGGAGAUGAUUUGUGGUUAUGCUCGAUGUCCCACAUCAAAGGAAAAGACCGAAUUCUAUCUUGUUUGAAGCCACCCCGACCUCCAUCAACAAACAAUUAUUUGUCAUCCCCUGCUUCCCAAGGUUAUUCUGAAGACAUUACACCGCCAUCAAGUGUUCAACUCUCUCCUACCGUCAACCUUAGUCGAGAAUACACCCUUGCUGUUCAAACAAAUUCUUAUGGUGAGAUUAGAAGAACAUUUGACCAAGACAAUGUAGCCAUAGGGCAUAUAGAUUUCUUUGAAGAGCCUCAGCUGUUGGAACAGGUUCUUCGACCAAGCCGUGAGUGCGUUCAAGAGGCACUUUCACUGAUUAGGGCUAACUCUCUUACUUAUCUUGUUGCAACCUACUUUGAGCACAGUGAGCGUACUGCCCAUCUAUGCCUCCUUGUCUACCAGGGUUUCCACAAUGCUCGCCUCCUCUAUACCCCUAUACAAAACCUUCUUGAUGAUCUUCCCCUUGACUUUGACUCUGACUGCUAUUCCCUCUCCCAUUCCCAAUGCAAGCUGGCAGUUAAUGUCUUUCUCCAGUUUGACCGCAUUGAGAACCCCUUCCUAUUGCCAGACUCGCACAACUUUGAUGAUAUCCGUCAAUGCUUCUCUGAACUCAGACAACAGCUUGAUGAGCAUCUCAGAAAGUCACGGUCAAGGGUCCAUCUCAUACGCCACUGCUCAACAGGAUCUGCGUUGUGUUUGAUUGCAGCUGUUGUUGGAGUGGCCAUAUCAGCCGUGGCAAUAGCUAGUCAUGCUCUAGUUGCCCUUGUUGCGGGGUCAAUAUGCCCUGCAAUUCUUCCAUCAAAUAUGACUAAAAAAGAAAUUAUCCAUCUAGCUCAGCUUGACGCUGCAGCAAAGGGUGCUUAUGUUCUUCAAAAUGAUCUAGACACCAUCGAUCGCCUUGUGGCCCGCCUGCAUACUGCAGUUGAAAAUGACAAGCUUCUUAUUCGUCUGGGACUGGAGAGGGGCAUGGAGAGCUAUCCGAUUCAGGAGAUACUAAAGCAGCUGCGGCGAAACCGUCCUAGUUUUAUGAGACAACUUGUGGAUCUUGAGGAGCAUUUAUUCCUAUGUCUUGCUGCAAUCAACAAGGCCAGAACACUUCUUCUCCAAGAGAUUCAUACGCAUCAAUAUCCAGUUUGAUUUCCACCAUACUAACAUAUACAGGAUGGAGCAACAAAAUUGUUGAAGGAGAGAAAGCAAAUCUUCCAAAGUUGGCGUCCGGUGUCCAGAAACCCGUUCCAGGGACAUUUGCUGCUGAGACCCGCUGGUGCUCUUUGUAGGAUUUUCCAUGCCUUCAAUAUAGCAGCUCGUUGUAUUUUUAGUUUAUCGACAACAUCCCUACAGAAUUUUGUGUUUCUUAAUUAUUUUGGAAAUGAGUACAUUGCAGCAUACUCUGGACAGUAUUAGCACAUGACAAGAAAAAUGCUUUAGUUUUUGUAUUUUAAUUCUUACAGUAGAAUGUAUAAAUCCAGAGGUAGAUGGGAAUCGGAGAGUAAUAAGCAAAAAUUGAUUUUGGAUAAGAAUUUUCUGGGAGGGUAAUAGGUAUGCCAAUAGGCAAAAGUUGCAAGAAUUCGAAUGGGAAAUACCCGGAUGCAUGUCAUAAGAAAA
Molecule: messenger RNA, 2080 nt
Organism: Sesamum indicum (sesame)
Lineage: Eukaryota; Viridiplantae; Streptophyta; Magnoliopsida; Lamiales; Pedaliaceae
Product: UPF0496 protein At3g19330
Source: RefSeq, a predicted model, not a curated record